Messenger RNA from Chionomys nivalis (European snow vole), 954 nucleotides. It is a transcript of the gene Icam4, whose product is annotated as intercellular adhesion molecule 4 (Landsteiner-Wiener blood group). Gene Ontology annotation, biological process: cell-cell adhesion. Gene Ontology annotation, molecular function: integrin binding. Bases 44 to 865 code for a protein of 273 amino acids. NCBI's taxonomy places the organism in Eukaryota, Metazoa, Chordata, Mammalia, Rodentia, Cricetidae. The record is from RefSeq and is a predicted model, not a curated record. Gene Ontology annotation, cellular component: membrane. The transcript has 2 exons.
GAAACUACCCCGGUCUCCCGUAACGCACCGCGGGCUUUGUGCCAUGGAGUCUGUCCUGCUCCCGUCGCUUUUGCUGGUGGCCACCUAUCCGAGGGGUGUGAGCUCCCACCAUGAGUGGAGGCAAAGCCCUCCCGCGCCUUCCGGGACCUCAACGCCUUUCUUGGUGCGUUUAAGCCCGGAGCUGGAGGCUGUGCCUCCCGGGGGCUCGGUGUGGCUUAACUGCAGCCAUAGCUGCCCCCUGCCGGUGCGUUCCAGCCUGCGCACGCAGCUGCGGCAGGGAAAGACACUCAGUGGCUCGGGUUGGGUAUCUUACCAGCUGCUGGAUGUGAGGGCCUGGAAUUCCAAGGUGCGUUGCGUCGUCACUUGCGCUGGAGAAACGCGCGAGGCCACCGCCAUGAUCACCGCUUACAAACGGCCGAGAAGCGUGAUCAUGGAGCCUCCGGUCCUAAUGGGCCACAAGUACACUCUACGCUGCUAUGUGGUACACGUGUUCCCCGUGGGGUUCUUGGUGGUGAGCCUGAGAAGAGGUGGCCGGGUGGUUUAUUUUGAAAGUCUGGAGCGCUUCACCGGUUCAGGUCUGGCUAAUGUCACUUUGACCUACGUGAUGCGGGCAGGACCCAACGACCUCUGGCAACCACUCACCUGCCAUGCACGCCUCAAUCUCGACGGGCUAGUCGUGCGCAGCAGUUCUGCACCUGUUAUGUUGAAGGUCCUCGGUGAGGCACCCUGCAAACUUGGGGAAUUGGUGCGGGGGAGGGGAUGUUGCCACCCCAAGAGGGCCAGCAGAACAGGGGUGGGCUCCAUCCACGCUUGGAGGUCCUCAGACCUCCUCGUUCCUGAUUUUCACUCCCGCUCCCAGCUUUGAGUCCAGUCUCCAAAGCCUUGGCUUCUGCCUCCAUCGCAGCCCUGGUGGGGAUCCUCCUGGCUGUGGGGACUGUCUACGUGCGCAAGUAC